Molecule: messenger RNA, 1293 nt
Organism: Lingula anatina
Lineage: Eukaryota; Metazoa; Brachiopoda; Lingulata; Lingulida; Lingulidae
Product: fucolectin-like
Source: RefSeq, a predicted model, not a curated record
CAAGGAGGAACUUAACUUUACAAAGCCCACGAGUUCAUGAUACGAAUAAUAAAAUAGUUCACUCGUCAAGAGCAGUCACUGCACUCUUAGCAGAUCAUCAUCCGGGGCAGCAACGGAUUGAGUGUUUUUUUUAUUUGUCUGCCAUCGGCAGCUGCUGGGAGAACGAAGUGUGUGAAUUUAGGAUGGUCGUCCUAAGACUGCUUUUUGUCGGAGUUACCGUAAUAUUUCUGGAUGGGACACUAUGCAGAGGUUACACGCAGAAUUUGGCUAAAGGCAAACCCGCCUACCAAAGCUCCACCUAUCGAAAUGAGUACGGUGUGUACAAUGCCAGUCGUGCCGUGGACGGUAACUAUGACGACGACAAUCGCAAUGGGAGUUGUGCCCACACUGGUUCUGGCCAGGGCCAAUGGUGGCUGGUGGACUUAGAAACCACGGCGAGAGUGGCCGGUGUCAUAAUAACAAACCGUGGCGAUGGAUAUUCUGACCGUCUGAAUAAUUUCGAAGUGAGAGUUGGAACCUGUUUUGUGGAUAGUUCAUCAUUCACCCAGUACAAACUCUGCGCCAGUUACCCGGGGGCGGCACCUGUGGGGAACACGUCUCUGUCCUGUGGGUCACCACUGAGAGGACGAUAUGUCUUGAUCAUUAAAGUUGGCAAUGACAACCAUCACUUGCAGCUUUGUGAAGUGGAGGUUCAUGGUAUUACCAGUGAAACUACGUCCCAGAGGGUAGCAGCAGGUGCGCGCGCACCCCUUGUGCCCAUAUCCACGCUGAAUGUCCGCAGCAUCACCGAAUGUUGCAGUUCUUGUAUGCAACAGUGGAAGUGUGCUGCCAUAAACGUUCUCUGUGCUGGAAAUGACCAAUGUGUCUGUGAACUUCUGCCCAGUACUGCCCAGUCCGGCGACUUGCAGGCAGACACUGGUUCUGAAUAUUAUGAGGACAUCUGCUUGGGUACAUUGUAAGACGAGACAGUCUAAUAAAUGUGGCUAAAUCACUUUCAGAAAUACCCCAGGGAAGCAUUCAUGACUACGUAACACUUGCCUUUUAAGUAUUUCCUAUCGUUGUGAAACAUUAAAACGAUAUUGAAUAUACAGACUUGACAUUUAAUAUGGAAUAUUUUUUCCAAAUCAUUUUUCAUCAGAUUUUUCCUAUUUUACUGAUUGAUAAAUGGAAAUAAGGAUUAAAAUCGUGUUUUAAUAUCUUUUAAUUAUCUUUUUGAUGUCAUUAUGACAUCAGUUCAAUUCGCCAGUGAAGCAAACAAAAAUACAUUGCCUAUUCUAUGGCGUACGACGACCA